UUCGGAGAACUGGACCUGAAAUCCGAAGAAGAAACUACCUCUAGCUGCUGAAGCUAGCUGGCUAGCGACCAAGAUGGAGUACCCGAGUAGCUGCUUUAUUUUUAUCGGGGUGUUCUCGUUUUUUAAGAAGAGGGUAUGACACCCGGGUUCGUCAAAACAUUCGGGCUUCGGGACACCUGGGCGAAAAGAGUUCGUUUGUGGAGUUCGACGAGCGACGAGGGGGCAGUCGGUGUUAGCUAGGUUAACCCGCUGUAACGUUAGCUAGCGCUCGGCUUUGACUGCUGCCGGGGUCUCUUAUAUAAAAACAACUAGCGAUCAGCUGCGGUUCACUUGAGGGCUUAUGGGUCUGUAGCUAACACAUAUCAGAUGUAUCCUCGACUUCCACGUACUGUAAACUAUUUUAAAACCUAAACUUGGCCUUUGUUGGGUUUAUAUUGUAUCUUUAGGACGAGUUGGUGCGACCAAAUGGAAAUUGAGCUUCUUACUUGCUAAGCAUGGAGGACUUUACCCACCGGCUCUCGACCACACAUAAAGAUACUGUAGAGUCGUUUUCGUGUUGCGAUGUUAUCUGGAAAGUUUCAAUUUGUAGCAGAAAGACGUUAUCAGACCGCCUCCCUGCUGUAAAGGGGGCGAGAGAGGACUGACCAGCGGGACGCUUUGUAAAUAACACCGAGCUGCUGCCUCCAGGAAGCUAGAGCCGCUGUUUGCGGGGGAACCACGUCCCUUGCUGGCGAUAUUGGUGGAGAAGCCAUAUAUAGUUGACUGUUUGUGUUUCUUUAACGCGGAUCGGCAACGUCCUGUUUUAUUGGGGUUGAGGUCGUAUGACUUGGACUGAGUCCUAACCUACCAAUGGCCAGCAGUGAGAGUCGGACACACUCGGAGGUUUGGUUUGACAGCAAGACGUUAAAUGAUAGUUAUCCUAAUUUUGAGAGAUGAUUUGUAACCGGCGUGGAGAGUUAGGUCUGCUUUUGCCGGACUACCAGUGAACCCUUUCGCCGUCUAAGUAUCUGCUUUUGCAUUUGGGAGAAGAAGAUGGAGACGGGAGUGAGGUCUCACCAGGGCGAGCUGUUCGUCCACCCGCUCUCCAACCCUGGAGCUGCGGGCAUCUGCCCCGAAAUGCUGGAGGUGGCAGAGGAGGCCAGCCGGGCUGGGGACUUUAACCUGGCCGUGGAGAUCUACAGCUCCCAGCUCGCAGACCUCCAGCAGCCGGACAGGGGCUUGUGCCUCAGGAAGGCCGACUCUUUGGCCCGCGCCGGGCGGAUAUCUGAGGCGCUGGACUCGUACUGCAUAGCGGCCAGCCUGAGUAAACUGCGCCCGGAGGAGCUUCCCCUCCUGGUGGAAACCAUUGCCCGGACUCUCCGUGAUAAAGAGCUGGGCUUCCCCGGGGCUUUAAACGGGCACGGUAAAAGCAGUGGCGGGGAAGAUGGGAUUGAAAGUGAUGGGGAGUGUGGAGAGGACGAAGCACUGGACUUGUUCUCCUGUCGCCUCUGCAAGUGUCUGCUCUAUGAGCCCACGACCGUGGAGUGCGGGCACACUUUCUGCAAACGCUGCUUAGAGGACGACUCUGUCAAAGACUGUAUUCAGUGCAAACAAAAGUUGAACAAAAAAGACGGACUGCCACACGGCCGGAGAUUAAACGUUGUUCUCAGCGGCCUGCUGGAUAAACUGUUCGCAACUGAGACUAAAGCUAGGAAAUUGUGGAUCGAAGGAGAGCUUUUGUGGAAAACUCCGAACCUCAGUGAUGCCUUGGAGAAGUACAGUGCUGCAGUGGAUCUAGUGCCCUCUUCAGGCAGACUGCUGUGUCAGCGGGCUGAGUUGCACAUGGAGAUGAGGAACUUCAGUCAGGCAGUGCAGGACACCAACAGCCUCUGUAGGAUGAAACCGCUCUGGCCAAAGGCUCACUGUCUGAAAGCCACGGCGCUGAGUAAAGCAGGCCGGAAUGACGAGGCCUUGCAGGAAUACUUAAUGUGUUUGGCGUUAAAGCCUGACUGGACCAAAGUAAAACUGGAGGCUCAGAAGGUCCUUAGCGAGCUGUUCUCCUCUGUGUUUGAGAACGAGGACCUUCCAACGCCGCUGCACCCACUGCAGGGGGGGUUGACCACCCGCCUCAUCAAACCCCCAGCCUUGCUCAGGUCUCUGAGGCCACUCACGCAGAGGCCUGGCUCCUCCUCACAGGACUCAGAGUUCAGUGUGACUAAAAGCGCUCCAGUGGAUGACUCGUCCUCCAGACUGUCUGCUCCGUGUCCCAGUAAAUCGGACCCCGCUGCAGGGGAGGACAACAUUAAGAGCCUUGCUGGCGUUCUGGCUAUGCUGCCGGCACCCCCUGGUGGCAUCAAGAGGAAACACAGUGGAGAUGGACCCUCAGCAAUCUUCAAGCCUCCCUCCAAACAGCUCAGACCUGAUGAGGCGAGCAGCCUUCAGACGGCUACAGUGUGUGGAGGGAGGGUGGUUCCUGCUGAGCUGCUGGACAGUGGAGACAUGGAGUGUUCACUCUGCAUGAGAUUGUUCUAUGAGCCGGUGGCCACUCCCUGUGGUCACACCUUCUGCCUCAAAUGUCUGGAGCGCUGCCUGGACCACAACUCCAACUGCCCUCUGUGCAAGGAAAAUCUGUCUGAGUAUCUGGCCACCAGGGGCUACAACAAGACCCUGCUGAUGGAAGAAGUGCUGCAGCGUUACCUAGGAGACGAGCUGGCUGAGAGAAAGAAAAUCCACGAAGAGGAAAUGAAGGAGCUGUCCAACCUGAACCAGGAAGUACCCAUCUUUGUGUGCACCAUGGCUUUCCCCACCAUCCCCUGCCCACUGCAUGUGUUUGAGCCGCGCUACCGCCUCAUGAUCCGCCGCUCCAUGGAGACGGGCACUAAGCAGUUUGGCAUGUGCAUAGCCGAUGAGCUCAAAGGAUUUGCCGACUACGGCUGCAUGCUGCAGGUGCGGGAUGUGAAGUUUUUUCCUGACGGUCGUUCAGUGGUCGACACCAUUGGUGUGUCGCGGUUCAAGGUCCUCACCCAUGGCCAAAGAGACGGCUACAACACCGCCAAGAUAGAGUACCUGGAAGACAAGAAGGUGGAGGCGGAGGAGCUGGUGGAGCUUCUGAAGCUGCACGACUCCGUGUACGAGCAGGCCAACAGCUGGUUCACCUCCCUGAAAGACAACAUGAAGAGCCAGAUCCUCAGUCACUUCGGACACCUUCCCAGCAAAGACCCCGACCCACAGGCCAGUCCCAGUGGUCCGGCCUGGUGCUGGUGGCUGCUUGCUGUCCUUCCAUUGGAGAAUCGAGCCCAGCUCACCAUCCUGGCCAUGACCUCCCUCAAGGACCGCCUCAUUGCCAUCCGCAGGGUCCUCAUCUUUGUUACACGCAAGAGGCCGCGGUGAUUGCCCAGCCGCUCGGGGCAGACACCGCUCGGACUUCUAUGCAGUUCAGCAAUUCAUUCAUUCAUUUAUUUGGUCAUUCAUUUGGUCACUUAUUGACUGAUUCAUUGACUCAUGUAUACAUGUGUUCAAUCAUCCUUUUACUUGCCCACUCUUACAUCAGUUCAUUCUCUCAGAAGCUCAUGAACUCCUUCCUGUGUCAUGCAGCCUGUCUGAGCACAUGCGUCAGGUCUGUUGAGAGCGUCAGGUGGGCCGGGGUGCUGACAUGACGGUAAUCCUGGUUUCUCGUCUCUCUGUCCGUGUGUCCAGCCACCCACCUCCACCUGCAUCUUGGAUAAAUUGAGCUACAACACAUCUCUGAACGAGUGACCUCUCACCUGGUGUUCUCUCUUGAGGCAGAGGUAAAAGCAGUCAGGCCAGCUGUUUCACUUCCGUUUAGGCCACCUCUGGGUAAUUAGCCCGACACUCUGUUAUGAAGGAACAAAAAAAAAAAACAUGUUAUCACAAGAGCAGUGUGAGCAAGAGGAAUGAAUCUUUUCCUACAUAUACUAAGCAGUAUUUUCACACAAACUGAAACAAAAGUUGGCCCGCCACAGAGCCGCCUGCCCCCUCGCAUCCACAACUGUGAACAUUCGUACAAGUGCAGUCAAAACAAAAACUCACUCACUGAAAUAUGAAGCAAAAACAGAAACAACACAAAACUGAAUGUACUGGUCUGGCUGUAGUAUGUGGAUGUGUUUCUCCCUUCUGCAUUUACAGAAUCCGUUCGGGGAGUUGCACAUGCAACAUCUGCUUCACCCUAAAUCUCACUGACUGAGCCAAAAUUCAUGUGCAGAAACCUGGAGCUUUCUAUCUGGUGCCCCACCCGGCGGUGGGCCCGUACCUCAGACUGUCGGAUAGAAAGCAAUGGGCGCCAUGAGAGUCAUUGCAGGGUGGAUAGGAUUGUGAUUAUGCUAACACUAAUAAAACCACAGACUACAAUGUGUGAGAACAAGUACAACUCUACAAAACAUGCUCCACUCGUCAUGAAAGAAGAUUUCAGUUCAAAUCUAAGUCGGGCAAUCGCACAAGUUCUAGUUGCAUUUUGGAAAAAUGCAAAUACAAAUGCAUCCUCCCAGACACAGCUGAUCUGGAACUUUAUGUCCUAUUGUAGCAUAUCUCUGGGACUUGAUACAGACGUAGUAAUUGGGGUUGAUUGUGUAUUUUCUUUUAGGUUUUUUUGUUUUUGUUUCACUCUCUCUGCUAUGCCCUUAAGUGUAUGUGUAUGGUGAUAUUUUAAGUUGGGUGAUUUAUAUGUAUAUCAAUGUAACUUGGAGGCCUUUGUAAUGAUUUAUUUAAGGAACAUUUUACCCUCUCUCUCUCUCUGUUUCUCAGUACAUUUACAUGCACUGUAAUGCAAAUGCAGUGCUUUAAGUUGUCCCUAUUGUUUAAUUUUCUAAACAAACAAUCUAUGUUUAUAGUCAGCGUUUCUCAAUAAAACACAUUGUGUGUAUCCUGACUUGUUGAAUAGUUUUAUUAGCAAAGAGAUUUUUGUAUAUUUUUGAACUUGCAUUGUUUCAUCUUUCCUCCCUGUCUUUACUGGCACAAUGCCGUGUCUCUUGGCGCUCAUUGUCACCAAAAAGCUCCAUAGCUCUACUUGUAAAAAAAAAUCCACAUGAUGCUUGAAAGAAGAUGAUGUUGCACAAUAAUAACCCAACUCUUCCUGAUAGUUGAAUUAAAGGUCCCAUGUGGAAUUUCUGACCACUAGUAGUGCUGUAGAACAAUGGUUUCACGAGUGGGUCCCUGUCUUGUUUGUAUCCCGUGCAAGAGCAUGCAGGUGUCCCAAUAUGGGUUCCUGCUGGCGGUUUCAAGCUGUCCCACUGAAAACAGCUGGUUGUUUGAACAAAAGAGACGUAGCGAUGUGCCAGCAAAUUGCAGGGAAGAAGAUGAUGAACAAUGGAGGUUUCAAAAUAUUCCAAACAUACGCUUUGCGACUGUUUUUAGUUCAUUUUCAAUUUGUUUUGGGGAGAAACACUGAAUGUAAACCUACCUGCUUUUCAUUUACAAUAAAACUCAACAGCGUGUGUUAAAAGGAAGGAAGAAUGAAUGGUGAAGGUGUCGAUGGCUUAAAUUGAGCUUUGCAAGAUAUGAAAUGUCACGUAUUUCCAAGCCCAGAGUAAGUCCAAAGAGUGAAGAGCAGUCAGACAAAUUAUGCUUAACUUUAAGCUGGUCGAGCUGCUUUAAGAGGACAGCCAUGGUUGUAACUGCAUUCUUAUAGUGCGUGUAAAUGCACUGUUCUCUGUAUAAUUCUGUCCUUCCAAAUGACUCCACUGCAGUUACUCGCUCCCUGUACAGGGGAGGGGUUCACAACGUGCUGCAUUUCCCUGGUAUAUUUGUAAAGGGAGCUCUUAUACCUAUUUUUUAUUGCAAAUAAAGAAAAACACAUUCA
This is a messenger RNA of Dicentrarchus labrax (European seabass), 5794 nucleotides long. It is a transcript of the gene lonrf2, whose product is annotated as LON peptidase N-terminal domain and ring finger 2. NCBI's taxonomy places the organism in Eukaryota, Metazoa, Chordata, Actinopteri, Moronidae. The record is from RefSeq and is a predicted model, not a curated record. Bases 1033 to 3369 code for a protein of 778 amino acids. The transcript is spliced from 12 exons. Gene Ontology annotation, molecular function: protein binding.